Molecule: messenger RNA, 1539 nt
Organism: Mercurialis annua (annual mercury)
Lineage: Eukaryota; Viridiplantae; Streptophyta; Magnoliopsida; Malpighiales; Euphorbiaceae
Product: coproporphyrinogen-III oxidase 1, chloroplastic-like
Exons: 8
Coding region: 130-1290 (386 amino acids)
Cellular component (GO): chloroplast stroma; cytoplasm
Molecular function (GO): coproporphyrinogen oxidase activity
Source: RefSeq, a predicted model, not a curated record
AAAAAAAAAAUGGGUCAAAAACCGGAAAGGGAAAAGAAGAGGCAGCCUUAUCUGCUCGAGUUGUACUUAUUGCAAAACCUAACCCGCAGUAUCGAAGAAGAAGAAGAAAGGAUUUGAGUUUAAAAGCAAAUGCCUGCGCUAUGCGUAUCACCAUCAUCAUCUCUUACGGUGUCUACUACUGGUAAAUCGAUUAGUAGUAUAGCCAAUUUCAAUUGCUCCAAAUGUAUUCCCAAACACCACUUCUCCUUUUCCUCCUCGCGUCUCCGUCGCAAACCCGUGACGAUAAGAUGUGCUGUUUCUAUUGAGAAAGAAACUCCGGAGGCAGAAUGUCCCGUCACAUUUCUGAAGGAAUCUGAAGGCGGAGAGGUUAGAGCCCGGUUCGAGAAGAUGAUCAGAGAUGUCCAGGAUAGCGUUUGCCAGGCCAUUGAGGCGGUGGAUGAAGGCAGCAAGUUCAAGGAGGACGUGUGGUCCAGACCUGGUGGUGGAGGAGGCAUUAGCAGAGUGUUGCAAGACAGCGCCGUUUGGGAGAAGGCUGGGGUCAACGUCUCCGUUGUAUACGGGGUGAUGCCUCCUGAAGCUUAUAGGGCUGCCAAGGGUGCUUCUUCUGAUCACAAGCCUGUCUCUGUUCCCUUUUUCGCUGCUGGCGUCAGCUCUGUCUUGCAUCCUAAGAACCCUUUCGCACCAACAUUGCAUUUUAAUUAUCGUUAUUUUGAAACCGAUGCUCCCAAAGAUGCUCCUGGAGCACCUAGGCAAUGGUGGUUCGGGGGUGGGACUGAUUUGACUCCUGCUUACAUUUUUGAGGAGGAUGUCAGGCAUUUCCAUUCAACACAAAAACAAGCCUGUGACAAAUUUGAUCCUGCUUUUUAUCCUCGCUUCAAGAAGUGGUGCGAUGACUAUUUCUAUAUUAAGCAUCGAGGUGAGAGACGAGGACUAGGGGGAAUAUUUUUUGAUGAUCUAAAUGAAUACGAUCAAGAGAUGCUUCUUGCCUUUGCUACUGAGUGUGCAAAUUCUGUGGUCCCUGCAUAUAUUCCCAUUAUGGAAAAAAGAAAAGAUACGCCUUUCACAGAAAAUCACAAAGCUUGGCAACAGUUGCGAAGGGGACGCUAUGUAGAAUUUAAUUUGGUUUAUGAUCGGGGUACAACAUUUGGGUUGAAGACAGGAGGUCGAAUUGAAAGUAUUCUUGUUUCUCUUCCACUUACUGCUCGGUGGGAAUAUGACCAUAAACCUGAUGAGGGAAGUGAAGAGUGGAAGUUAUUAGAUGCUUGCAUCAAUCCUAAAGAAUGGAUCUAAUUUACUUGCACUUUUUCUUGUUCUUUUUUUUCUUGUAUCAUCUUUGUCUCUAGUAUGUCACUUCUUUUUGUAGCUGAAGAAGCUUAGUAUUUGAGUCAGCUGGAAUCUUCUAAUAUAAAAAAGGGCUAUAGAAGCUUUGGUUGGAAACAAACUGUUUAUGUAAACCUCGUCUGAUGUUAUUGGUCAAUUACUUCUCUAUUAAUUAGCUAAUUUUUACUUUGUAAUUGAAAAAUUAUCAAAGAGUACAAA